AUGGCCGGCCGCCGCCCCGUGCUGCUCGCCCUCUGCAUCGCCGCCGCCGGCCUGUGGCUGCUGAGCAGCGUGGCGGCGCCGCAGGGCUUCGCCGCCCCGUCGCCUUCCCUGCGCGCGAGGGGCGGGGCGUUCGCGAACGCGGAGGUCGAGAAGGCCCUGGACCUCCGGCGUCGGGGCGCCGAGGAUUUUGGCGCUUUGAGCGCUGUCGGCCCUCGGGCGGCGCCCUCGUCGCCAUGGCUGGAUCCACCUCCGGAUUCGAGGAGAGGUCCUGGGGCCGAUUUCGAAGCCAGGGUGGCAGUUUGUCGUAACGCAUUGGGCCUCAAGAGGCCAUCGACCUGGGGAGAUGGGGUCGGGAGCCCUGCUGGGCGUCGGAGGUCGGGGCUCGAGAAGGCUGCACCGGCUGUCGUCCUUCGGGCGCUGCCCGAGCCGAAGCCCAACGAGGAGAUGCUCCCGGUCGACCUCAACCGCACCUCCCUCUAUUGGGGCCUGCUCACCAUCUGCAUUCUGUCCGUGCUGUUCUCCAGCUACUUGUUCAACUGA
This is a messenger RNA of Prorocentrum cordatum, 540 nucleotides long. The record is from the annotation of a GenBank genome assembly. NCBI's taxonomy places the organism in Eukaryota, Dinophyceae, Prorocentrales, Prorocentraceae.